AUGCAAAAACCAGAAACAAAACCCUUUAAAUUUUCCUUUGAAGACAAACAAGGUGAUUUGUUUAAGGAUUCUUCUUCAACAGAUUCGUUGGUGAAUUGUGUAGCACAAGAUUUGCAAAUGGAUAAAGGGAUUGCAGCAAUAUUCCAGAAGCUAUACAAUGGAACGGAUGAAUUGAAAUCACAAAAUAAGAAAGUUGGUCAAGUCGCUUAUCUUUUACGUGAGAAUCGUUACAUUUAUUAUCUGAUCACAAAAAUGCAUACUCACGAAAAGCCAACCAAACCAGAUUUUGAGGCUAGUUUAAAGGAAUUGAGAAAUUUAUGUGAAAGUCAAGGUGUUACUGGGUUGAGUAUGCCUAGAAUAGGUACAGGUUUAGACCAAUUGAGUUAUGAUUAUGUUGUAGAAACUGUUAAAGAAAUCUUCAAAGAUAGCAAUAUUAAAAUCACAAUUUUUUCUCCAUUGACUAAAACUUUAACGUUAAUCCUUCCGAAUGAGAUUUAG
Entrophospora candida is the source of this 498-nucleotide messenger RNA. The record is from the annotation of a GenBank genome assembly. Lineage: Eukaryota; Fungi; Glomeromycota; Glomeromycetes; Entrophosporales; Entrophosporaceae.